AACAGCUGAAGAUAAGAUGGAUAUCUGCUAAGGAGAGGUUUACAUCACUUCGUACUGUUGUUGAAUUUUUAUACUAUUAUCUCAGACACUGUUUAGUGGCCCUGCUGUUUGGAUUACAGGAUUACUUAAUCCGUGACGCAGCAGAAUGGACGGUGCGCAAUCUGCGGCGCAGGCGAUCUCCUGAGGACAGACAUAGGCAAGCAUGUUGCGUUUGCCUGUUGCGACCCGCAGUCUCUUUCCAGCAGCUAUUAGCAAAGGAGGCAAGGCUGUGACUCACAAUGUUCGCCCUGCAUCCACUGCAACAGCAGCAGCAGCCAGUAACCUCCUGGAGGUGUUUGUGGAUGGGAAGCCUGUUAUGGUGGAGCCAGGAACAACUGUGUUGCAGGCGUGUGAGAAGGCAGGCAUGCAGAUUCCCCGCUUCUGCUACCACGAGCGCUUGUCAGUUGCUGGAAACUGCCGCAUGUGUCUUGUGGAGAUAGAAAAAGUUCCUAAGCCGGUGGCAGCUUGUGCUAUGCCUGUCAUGAAAGGCUGGAACAUUUUAACCAAUUCUGACAAGACACGGAGGGCCAGAGAGGGGGUGAUGGAGUUCCUACUGGCUAACCACCCAUUAGAUUGUCCUAUUUGUGAUCAAGGAGGUGAAUGUGACCUACAGGAUCAGUCCAUGCAGUUUGGCAGCGACAGAAGCCGCUUCACAGAGGGCAAAAGAGCCGUGGAAGAUAAAAACAUUGGCCCCCUCAUCAAAACUAUUAUGACUCGCUGCAUUCAGUGCACUCGUUGUGUGCGCUUUGCCAGUGAGAUUGCAGGCGUGGAAGAGCUGGGCACCACUGGCAGAGGCAACGAUCUGCAGAUUGGGACUUACGUGGAAAAGAUGUUCAUGUCAGAAUUAUCUGGGAAUAUUAUUGAUAUAUGCCCAGUGGGAGCCCUGACCUCUAAACCGUAUGCUUUCACUGCCCGCCCAUGGGAGACCAGGAAGACUGAAUCGAUUGACGUACUUGAUGCUGUGGGUAGUAACAUCGUUGUGAGCACUCGCGGCGGCGAGGUGAUGAGGAUUCUGCCUCGCCUUCAUGAAGAUAUUAACGAGGAAUGGAUCUCAGACAAAACCAGGUUUGCUUAUGAUGGGCUUAAGAGACAGAGGCUUACUCAGCCAAUGGUGAAAAAUGAGUCUGGGCAGUUGGUUCCCACAUCCUGGGAAGACGCGCUGACUCGAGUUGCUGGAGCAUUGCAAGGAGUUGAAGGAAAGGACAUUGCUGCUGUUGCUGGAGGUUUGGUCGAUGCUGAGGCUCUCAUUUCCCUGAAAGACUUGCUGAACCAUUUGAAUAGUGACAACCUGUGCACUGAGGAGACGUUCCCCAUGGCUGGAGCAGGAUCUGACCUGCGUUCAAACUAUCUUCUGAACACUGGAAUUGCUGGGAUUGAAGAAGCUGACCUGCUACUUUUAGUUGGCACUAAUCCACGGUAUGAGGCUCCAUUGUAUAAUGCACGGGUCAGAAAAGGCUGGCUGCACAAUGAGUUACAUGUGGCUCUGGUGGGAAAGGAGGUGGACCUUAGUUACACAUAUGAGCAUCUUGGUGAAUCAGCCAAGAUCCUUGAAGAAAUUGCUUCAGGAACUCACCCAUUCUUCCAGGUCUUAGCCAAAGCAAAGCAUCCUGCUGUUGUAGUUGGCAGCGGUUGCCUGCAGAGAGAGGAUGGGGCUGCGAUAAUGGCUGCUGUGUCAACCAUUGCCCACAAUGCUCGUGUCAGCAGUGGAGUGGAGGAAACCUGGAAGGUUCUCAAUGUGCUUCACAGGGUUGCCAGUCAAGUAGCUGCACUUGAUCUGGGGUACAAGCCAGGAGUGGAUGCUAUCAGGAAGAACCCACCCAAAGUUCUGUUCCUACUUGGAGCUGAUGCUGGCUCCAUCACUCGCCAAGAUCUCCCUAAGAAUAGCUUGAUAAUUUAUCAAGGUCACCAUGGCGAUGUCAGUGCACCAAUGGCUGAUAUCAUCCUUCCCGGAGCUGCAUACACUGAGAAAUGUGGCACGUAUGUGAACACUGAAGGUCGUGCCCAGCAGACCAAGGUGGCAGUGACUCCUCCAGGCGCAGCCAGAGAGGACUGGAAGAUCAUCAGAGUCGUAUCUGAGUUACCCACAGAUCCAAUAAGCAGAGCCUCCCAAACCAUGGCGAAGUGUGUGAAAGCCGUCACAGAGGGGGCACAAGCUGUGGAUGAACCAGCCAUAUGCUAAAGCACAAAUGGAUAGCCAUCCAGUUCCUAGAUGAUACGCACAACUCCUUUAUUUGCACAUUCCUAGAAAUGUAUUUGCACUUGUUUGGACAUAGAUAUUCUACUAUAGAGUAAGUUUCAUAAUGUGAGCAAACAUACCUGCAGAAAUAUGUCUUAAGUGAUGUAGGCUGAGUGAAAAUGUCAUCUUAGAUCUGCCAAGUAUUCAAAGAUGCACACCUCACAGUUUUUUCCCUUUAUCAGUGCUCACAUUUUUGUAGGCGUGACCAAAGAUUAAAAAUCUUUAUCUUUGUCUUUCUGUAAAACUGACAAUAUAUUUUCCUAGACAUAUUUAAAAUAAAUAGUAUUUAAAAAGUGUAGCUCUUUGUAAAUGUCAUAUAUAUUAAUAAACCAAUCACCUUUAGCAAGUCUAA
Molecule: messenger RNA, 2627 nt
Organism: Neolamprologus brichardi
Lineage: Eukaryota; Metazoa; Chordata; Actinopteri; Cichliformes; Cichlidae
Source: RefSeq, a predicted model, not a curated record